UUCGGGGAUAUAUAGGUCCGAGCUUUUCGCAUGAUCGCUUCACUUCUCGCAUUUUUCUCGCUGUUCUCAUCCGCGAUGGCCGCCAACAAGGAACGUACCUUCAUCAUGAUCAAGCCCGACGGAGUCCAGCGUGGACUCGUCGGCCAGAUCAUGCAGCGCUUCGAGGCCAAGGGCUUCAAGCUGGUCGCGAUGAAGUUCAUGUGGCCAUCGAAGGAGCUGCUCGAGAAGCACUACGCCGACCUGUCGGCCCGUCCGUUCUUCCCCGGACUGGUCACGUACAUGAGCUCCGGCCCGGUCGUGCCGAUGGUCUGGGAGGGCCUGAACGCCGUCAAGACCGGCCGCAAGAUGCUGGGCGCCACCAACCCGGCCGACUCCGAGCCCGGCACCAUCCGUGGCGAUCUGUGCGUCCAGGUCGGACGUAACAUCAUCCACGGCUCGGAUGCGGUCGAAUCGGCCAACAAGGAGAUCGCUCUGUGGUUCAAGGACGAGGAGCUGGUAUCCUGGACGCCGGCCACCGAAGGAUGGGUGUACGAGUAAAGCGCUUGUUCUCGGUGCAAACACUCACACACACGCGGGCUAACACUGAAACAAUCAAGCAUUUACACACUCACAGACACACAAACACACACUCUCUAACUCUCUAAUCACUGUGUGAAGGAGAAGAAGGAGGAAAAGGAGUAUUCCUGUUUUAUUUUAUACAAUUAUGUGUAUCGUCGUACUCAAGUUUGCUUUUAAAAGUGUGCUUCUGGAACACUGAGAACGCGAAAGGAAGAAUAAAAAUGCUAGAGAAAUGGAAAA
Molecule: messenger RNA, 798 nt
Organism: Anopheles coluzzii
Lineage: Eukaryota; Metazoa; Arthropoda; Insecta; Diptera; Culicidae
Gene: awd
Product: nucleoside diphosphate kinase
Exons: 2
Coding region: 31-537 (168 amino acids)
Biological process (GO): UTP biosynthetic process; CTP biosynthetic process; GTP biosynthetic process
Molecular function (GO): nucleoside diphosphate kinase activity
Source: RefSeq, a predicted model, not a curated record